CCCAAACCCACCAAAACUCUCCACAGCCCAACGAGCAAAAAGCCUCGUCCUGGAAGAAGCCGCCCUUUUCGACCGCGAUUUUCGAGCAAUAAACAUCGGCGCACGUUUCUAUACAUUUUUGGGUAUUUUCGGCACGCAGCUCCACGUUUCUACAUUUUUGGUAUUUUCGGCACGCAGCUCCACGUUUCUACAUUUUUGGUACUUUCGGCACGCAGCUACACGAUUUUUUAUAUAUAUACAUUUUUCGUCAUCUUCGGCGCGCAGCUCAACCACCGUUCCCACAUUGGGAGAUCCUCUACGCGCAGCAGCUGAAUCAACUCAUCAUCACUACAUCGUUUUAUAAAACAUUGCCACCUUCACUGGUAUCCGACCAGGAGGUUUUUAUUAUAACCUUUUCGUUGCUUUCAAUAAAAUUUUUAACUUGAAGUGAACAACAAAAUACUUAUAUAUUGCGUCCUAAAAGGAGUGGGUAUUUAAAAACAAGUGGUAAGUCGUAUCUAUGGUCCUUCGAGCCAUCUUGGAUGGCACUAUUGUGAAACAAAGAAAAAAAUAAUAAUAAUAAGAAUAAAAAUAAUUUAAAACAAAAUUAUACAACCAAGUGGUGGGAAAAAAAAAGCUAAAAAUAUUAAGUUAAAGUGACAAACAAAAGUGAAUAAGUGCGCAAGUGCAGUGAAAUUGACGAAGAAAAAAAAAAAGAGAAAAUAACAAUUAAAAAGAGUGCAAGUGAAAACAGCAUGUGAAAUUAUAUAAAAAAUAAAACAAGAUACAGUGCCCGAAACUAAAAUAAUAGAAUAUAAAAAGGAAAAAAAAGUAUAAGUGUUAAAAGUGCACACAUACUUACCUAUUCCAUGUGCCCGCAAAAAGCCCAACAACAAAGUUUGGGUAGUGACAAAAAACAGGAAAACAAAGAAAUUAAAAUCAAAUAAGAAUACACAUACAUAACAUAUACAUCACAGUGCGGUGCAAAAAAUAAGCAGUUACAAAUAAAGAACGGGCGCGGGAAAAAGAAAACAAAACCACCUAACUAAUAAGUAAAAAACAAAAAACAGCGGGCGCGAAUAUAUAAUCAUAUAUGUAUAUAAAAAAUACAUAUUAAUAUAAAACGGGCGCGGAAUAAAACAACAGACAAAUAACAACAAGCCAGCAAACAAGGAACCCACCGAAUCAUCCCAGGGCAGGAUUAUAAGGACAAAAACCGUCCGACCCACAAUUUGGCCAUUACUAAUCCCCAAAAUCCCAUGAGGGAUAUCAAAGCAAACAUGGAUUCAGAGAGCAUGUCAACUCCAACACCAACACUGCGAUCGGCCAUCAGUGUUCCCCGUCCUGGGGUUGUCCCAACCGCGGCGCCCCGUACAGUCACCGCAUCCGCACCGUCAACUGCAGCUCGUAAUGGCACACGAGCACCAGUACCCACACCGUCACCACCAGCGGAGCCGCAUCGCAUACGAUGCCCCCUUUGUCGCCGCCCCCAUCGACUGCAACACUGUGGGCUCUUCAAGGGCAUGUCACCCAUCCAGCGGCAGCAGUUAGCACAGGCGCAUGGGCAUUGCAACAAUUGUCUGGCACACAUGCACGCGACUGAGGACUGUGACUCUGGGGCAUUGUGCCAAAUGUGUGGCCGGCAGCAUCACACGCUGCUCCACCGCACCCCAAGACGUGAGGUUGGUCGGCCACCUGCCACUCGCAGACCGCAGCAACCCAGCAGUGUGGCACGACGACGAAGACCGCCACCACCUCCUGAGUCCCGCCUAUGGCGUCCGCGAAACGCAGUACCCAUCAGGCGCCAUCGUCAAAGACCACACUACCGGCGCACGUCCGGACUUAGCAACGUUGUGGCAACGUUGCAACAACUUCAGCGAUUGCUAGGCUGAACUUUCGCCUAGGGGGGCCGGGAUGGCUAAAUGAGUUAAGCUUUCCGCCCUCAUACACUACUACACCACACAACACUCCACUCACAAAGCAACACUGGCACACUCACCACACCUGGAGACAACACUCAGCGAUUGGAAGCAGCAGUCUACACCCACACACACACACACCAAUACACGCCCAAACCCACCAAAACUCUCCACAGCCCAACGAGCAAAAAGCCUCGUCCUGGAAGAAGCCGCCCUUUUCGACCGCGAUUUUCGAGCAAUAAACAUCGGCGCACGUUUCUAUACAUUUUUGGGUAUUUUCGGCACGCAGCUCCACGUUUCUACAUUUUUGGUAUUUUCGGCACGCAGCUCCACGUUUCUACAUUUUUGGUACUUUCGGCACGCAGCUACACGAUUUUUUAUAUAUAUACAUUUUUCGUCAUCUUCGGCGCGCAGCUCAACCACCGUUCCCACAUUGGGAGAUCCUCUACGCGCAGCAGCUGAAUCAACUCAUCAUCACUACAUCGUUUUAUAAUACAUUGCCACCUUCACUGGUAUCCGACCAGGAGGUUUUUAUUAUAACCUUUUCGUUGCUUUCAAUAAAAUUUUUAACUUGAAGUGAACAACAAAAUACUUAUAUAUUGCGUCCUAAAAGGAGUGGGUAUUUAAAAACAAGUGGUAAGUUGUAUCUACUAUGGAAUGGUUCAUAUGGGAAGUAACAAAGU
Messenger RNA from Bactrocera dorsalis (oriental fruit fly), 2581 nucleotides. RefSeq lists its product as uncharacterized. The transcript is spliced from 2 exons. The record is from RefSeq and is a predicted model, not a curated record. NCBI's taxonomy places the organism in Eukaryota, Metazoa, Arthropoda, Insecta, Diptera, Tephritidae. Bases 1239 to 1871 code for a protein of 210 amino acids.